Molecule: messenger RNA, 6795 nt
Organism: Phyllostomus hastatus (greater spear-nosed bat)
Lineage: Eukaryota; Metazoa; Chordata; Mammalia; Chiroptera; Phyllostomidae
Gene: WSCD1
Product: WSC domain containing 1
Exons: 9
Coding region: 577-2304 (575 amino acids)
Molecular function (GO): sulfotransferase activity
Source: RefSeq, a predicted model, not a curated record
CCGCGCGAGUGAGCAUGUGCAGAGCCGGGUGCCCGCUAGCCCGCCGCCCGCCGGCCCGCCGCCCGCUCGGCGCCCGCUGGCUCUGCCGCCGCGGCUGAGCCCAGAGGUCCGCAGCCCCGGGGAGCCCCGCGGCGGCGCACUGUGCACUGGCCGCGUCAGGCCGCUCUCCGCGGACCGCCCAGGGGCGUGCGGGCACCAGGGGCGCCCGGCUCUGGGCACUGCGGGGCUGCGGGCUCGCCGCCCGGGGGAGGCAGGAGCGUGGCCGGCGGAGCGGGCGCCCCAGCCGGCCGCGAUCGCGGAUUUCUGAGCCAGGAGAGGAGGGUCGAUAGAGCUCAGGGAUGGCGAAGGCCGUGAUGCUUAGGCAGAAGCUGCAGCUGUGGGGCCCAGUGGCCGAAGAUAAGUGAUGGUGUCAGUCGAGUACCUGGUGGAAACGGGGCAGAAGAAGCAGUAACCCCAGAAAAGCACAGGCUGGCUCCACAAUGCCGAGAUGACGCCUCCGGAGGCCCAGGCCCCCCUCCCGCCCGGGCACUAGGAGCCGUCCCCAGACUCCAGCCAGGAGCCCUGCCUCCCAGGGGCAUGGCCAAACCUUUCUUCCGACUCCAGAAGUUUCUCCGCCGAACACAGUUUCUGCUGUUCUUCCUCACGGCUGCCUAUUUGAUGACUGGCAGCCUGCUGCUGCUGCAGCGGGCCCGAGUGGCCCUGCCACAGGGUCCCCGGGCACCUGGCUCCCUGCAGGCCUUGCCCGUGGCUGCCAUGGCACUGGGUGUGGGCCUGCUGGAUAGCAGAGCCCUGCAGGACCCCCGUGUCAGCCCGGAGCUGCUGCUUGGUGUAGACAUGCUGCAGAGCCCCCUGGCCCGGCCCCGGCCUGGACCCCGCUGGCUCCGGAGCCGCAACUCUGAGCUGCGUCAGCUGCGGCGCCGCUGGUUCCACCACUUUAUGGGCGACCCCCAGGGGCUGCCUGCCCUGGGCCCUGAGGCCCCCAGGCCAGCCGCCAGCAGCAGAGGCACCUAUGUUGGAUGCUUCAGUGACAAUGGCCAGGACAGAACACUGAAGGGCUCUGUGUUUUUUGACUUGAGAAAGAUGACCGUCUCCCACUGCCAGGAUGCCUGCGCUGAGCGGUCCUACGUCUACGCCGGCUUGGAGGCUGGGGCAGAGUGCUACUGCGGGAACCGGCUCCCAGUGAUGAGCGUCGGGCCGGAGGAGUGUAAACACGAGUGCAAGGGUGAGAAGGGGUCCAUGUGCGGGGGUGUUGGCCGGCUCGCUGUCUACCGGGUGGAGGAGCUGCAGCCGAGCUCCAGGAAACGGAGGACAGUCACAUACCGCGGCUGCUUCAGACUGCCGGAGAACGUCACACACACCUUCCCCGACUCCCUGAUACAAGCCAAUGUGACCGUGGAGACGUGUUCCGGAUUUUGUGCCCAGAAAGAGUUCCCCUUGGCCAUCCUCAGAGGCUGGGAGUGCUACUGUGCUUACCCCACCCCCCAGUUUAACCUGCGGGAUGCAGUGGACAGCUCACUGUGUGUCCAGGACCCUGAGGCACAGAGGCUGGCGGAGUACUGUGAGGUCUACCAGACCCCCGUGCAAGACACUCGGUGCACAGACAGAAGGUUUCUGCCCACCAAAUCCAAAGUGUUUGUGGCUUUGUCGAGCUUCCCGGGAGCUGGGAAUACCUGGGCACGGCACCUCAUCGAGCAUGCCACCGGCUUCUACACGGGGAGCUAUUACUUCGAUGGGACUCUCUACAACAAAGGAUUCAAGGGCGAGAAGGACCACUGGCGGAGCCGGCGCACCAUCUGCGUGAAGACCCACGAGAGUGGCAGGAGGGAGAUCGAGAUGUUCGACUCGGCCAUCCUGCUGAUUCGGAACCCCUACAGGUCCCUGGUGGCUGAAUUCAACAGGAAGUGUGCCGGGCACCUGGGCUAUGCAGCUGACCGCAACUGGAAGAGCAAAGAGUGGCCGGACUUCGUCAACAGCUACGCGUCAUGGUGGUCCUCGCACGUGCUAGACUGGCUCAAGUACGGCAAGCGGCUGCUGGUGGUGCACUACGAGGAGCUGCGGCGCAGCCUGGUGCCCACGCUGCGGGAGAUGGUGGCCUUCCUCAACGUGUCCGUGAGUGAGGAGCGGCUGCUCUGCGUGGAGAACAACAAGGAAGGCAGCUUCCGGCGGCACGGCCGGCGCCCUCAUGACCCCGAGCCCUUCACCCCGGAGAUGAAGGACUUGAUCAAUGGCUACAUUCAGACAGUGGACAAGGCCCUGCGUGACCACAACUGGGCUGGGCUGCCCAGGGAGUAUGUGCCCAGAUGAUAGGCCCAGCCGCUCUGCCUGCCCCGCUGAGAGCCAGCCACCCCUGGGGCUGCACCCACUCAGGUGCUCAGGUGGUGGCCUCGCUGGGACACAAGGCUGCUUGUGCUGCUGGCAGGGAGGCUCACCCAGUGCUGCCUCCCUCACGUGCAGGGACACCAGACACAGGCCCUUAGCCCACUCAGGCAGACACGGUGUCACAGAACAGACACUCACACCUAGCCAGUCACGCUUAGACGCACCACUCCAUGCUUGCAAUGCCCAUUUUGACAAGCCCAAGACACCAUGCAGGGUGUGCCAGAUGCUCCCAGACUUGCAAACACAAUCACACAUACACGCCAGGUUAUGUGUUCCCAGAGGCUGUCAGUCUGUCCCUCUCUCACACUUAGAGACACAUGUUUUCCAGGGCUCUUGGAGACCCCCGGUUUCCUAUCUCCAGCCCCAGGCAUGGACUUGCUGGUCAGGGCUCUUGACUGUGGGGUGCUGGGCUGGGCGGGCAUCCAUGCUGUGAACAGCAAGGACUGGGGCAUGGAGGUGGGCUCACGCACUGUUGCUGCUGAGCCACGCAGCCCUGACACCCUAUAAACGUGUGGUGUGACAACUGGGCACCACGAACUCUGCAGUCCUGCCUCCCUCUUCUCUGUGGGUGGGCAGUGGCACCAUGGGCAGAGUGGAGCACCCCUCACACACACAGCAACCUCAGGACACAUGGCAGGUUCUGUGCACCCCCUGCUACCCCUUUCAGCAUGAGUGCUCCUUGGAGUGGGACCUGUUUGCCGGGCUUCUUUCUACAGCUGUCCCCAGGAAAGCUGGGCAUUCACCCAAUGCCUCAGACACAAAGUGUGAGGGUGAGGGGAUGGUGGGGCAGAGAGGGGGCUGGGCCUCAGGGGAGUCCUAGACCCAAGGGCCUAUAUGCCAUCAGGUGGGGGCUUGGGGUGGACUAGGAGAAUCCCAGGAAGGUCAGGUCUUGGGGAUCGCUGUGACGGACUGCCCUACCCAUCUUGAUAGGCCCCUGCUUUCUGUGGGUCCUGCCCUUGGGUCAUGAGGAAGGGGAACUGCAUGGUCGAUCAACAACAUAACACGUGGCCCCAGUGGCCAUGGCUACAGCUUCUGCUUGACCUCCAGUGGCUGUGGCCAAGCCUUCUCUGUCCCUAUGUCAACUCACCCCACCACUUCCCGUCACCGGUCUCUGCCAUACCACUUGUCUCUAUUUCUGCUACACUGUCAUCCUCCCCUCCUUGUUCAUCCAUUCCCUCAACAAAAGGGGGAGGACACCCAAAGCUGCUGAGACCUGCUGUGUGCUGGCCUCUGGGAGAAGGAGAAGACUAUAUGAAAGGCACCCUUUUUGCACCCACAGCUCAUUCUGGUAGGGCCAGGGGAGGGGCCAUGACAAACGGAGCAAGAAGCCCAGUAACGGAAGAGCAUGUGUGUGUGCAGGCUCCCAGUGGUCAGCUGUGUGCCUGGGUCUUCGGGGAGUGUACCUCAGUGACUUUGCCCUGGUCUCGAGAAAUCAGUAGGAAUCCCAGCAGAGUGGAGGGCAAGGAUAAUUAAGGCAAAGAGAACAGCAUGUGCAAAGGCUCAAAAGCUUGGAAAACCUGGUGUGUUUUGCAGAAGAGGUAAAAGGGACAUGGGCUGGGUGUAUCUCUCCAAGUCUACUGCAGGAUGAGGGGAGUGGGUGGGUAAGGACAAAGGUGGGACCUAAAAAAGAACUCUGUCCUUAUACAGUCACUUAGUGUUCAGCCUAAUAGGGGCAGAGGUGCUGAUGCUAAUUACCUUCCUGGGUCACCCUUCCCUAUAUAUCCUGGGCUCAGGAAUGAGGCUGUGAAGGGCAGGGGGCUCAGGUCUAGAGAUUGGAAUGGACCCAGGAGCAAUGCCUAGGACAGUAAGAUGUAGGAGAGUUGUAGAGAGCCUAACUGCACACUGACCCCUGCGGUGGGUGGGGGGAGAGAAGGGGGGAGGGCCUGAGCUUGGGCAACCCCCAAGCCCUUCUACAGCUUGUCCAGGCAUGGACUAACCCCAGCUGGGCCCUUCAUCUGAUGUCUCCUCAGCCCAAGCCAAUCUGCAUCACAAGGAGAAAAUGGGGCGAGAGGUUUGAGAAAGCUGGACAUGGGGAAGCCCUGACCCUCUGCUCCCUGGCUGGUGGUAGGGAGCUGAGAGCUACCCCUAGUGAAGGCAGGCAGGGCUGCAGGGCCCAGCAGAGCCACCCGUCCUCAGGGGGAUGCCUCUCCAGCCUUUGGUUUUGCCAAUGAGUGGGCUCAAGCAUCUGCUCCUGGUGGCCUCCAAGUUCUUCCUGAGGUUCCAUCAAACACACACUGAUGCUGAGGCUGUUCUAGACCCUCCCCAAAGCAUCAUCUGGCUCAGCUCAAAAUUGGAAACACCGAGCAUAGCUCCAUGGUCAAGUCUGCAACUGCCUGAUGAGGCUGUGUCUCCUGAGUUCUAGGAGCACUUGAGACCCACCAUGGGUUCCCAUACUGCCCUGGACACCUGCACCCCAGAGCAAGCCCAGAGUCUCAGAGGAGACACAGUUUCAACUCAUAGAAGAAAAGCUGGCAACCUCCUAAGACUGGCUCCAUGGCUGUGGCCCUCACUCCCUAGCCACCCGCCCAGAUGAUCUUCAAGUAGAAGACUCAGAAGCCAUCGGGCUGGAGAAGGCAGAGGUUUGGCUAGACAGAUGGCCUAGACCACAGCCCAGGCACAGUCCCCUGGGCUCCACCCUUCCCCACCGCAUAAGACAGGAGAGCAACAGCACACAGCCCAUGCCUCCUGGUAGAUGGAUGGGUACAUCUCCAGCAUCCAGGUACUCAGGGACCUCUCCUUCCAGGUAGAGUGUCACCUGCCCCAAUGACCCUGUAAUUUACUUGCACCUUAGCCAGGCAUGCAGAUGAGUAGAAUAAUGGGGUCAGAGUGCAUCCAGGUUGCACUGAGUCACUCUGCGUGGUGAGGGACCUGACAUUUGGCAGGUGCUUCUGGAUACUAAGCGAAGGGGUGAGUGAAGUACAAAGGACCUACCUGCUGCUGCUGGUUCUCAGCAGCCAUAGCCCUGGGCCUGCUUCUGUGGGAGAACAUCAGGGUAAGAAGAUCCACCUUUCCUUUGCUUGUGUCUAAGUUAGGUCUUGUCUAUAGUGCACAGCUUCUCCAUAAAGAGAAUACUGUUCCAACCAGCCAAGGAAUAAAAGGGGAUCCGUAUCUAGGGGAGAAAUGUGGUAAAUGCAUCAGGAGCCUAUGAACAGUGAAAUUCUGACUGUCUACAGAUUCCAUCUUUAAUAGCAAGACUGGAGUGACACAAGCCUGUGUUAAAACAUAAUUUUCAUGGAUUUCAUCUCCUGUUGUGGAUCAAUUUGGAAAGCCCAAAAUGUAUAAUUUUAAGAAGCUAAAACACAUUCUGAUAAUCCCAGUGAUGUGGAAAUGAGAGAGAAGAAUAGACAAGCUUUCAAACCCUGGGAAGAAAGCUGCUUAAUUAUGUGAGCAUCUUGUAAUGAAGUCUUUUGCAGCUAAAAUUAGAUUUUGAGUGCAUGAAUAUGCAAUAAUGUUUGCACACCAGAAUGCAUUUUUCCCCUUAAAAGUAGCAGGAGCUACUGGUACUUAGGGGGCCCCCAGAGGGGAGAUGAAAGUGCUGGGGUUGAGCUUUGUGGCUGCAAAAAUCCUUGGAGCAUAGGUCUGUUUUCUUCUGACUAGAAACUCGGAGGUGUUUGAGAUGUGAUGCCUCCAGUUCGUUCAGAUUUAGGGAGAAAUGGAUUGGUCUGAGCCCACAAUGAUCACCACUCAGGAGUGGGCAAGUUGGCCUAACAAGUAGAAGUAGAGCAGAAAUAAUACAUGGUCUGCUCAUAGAAGGGCAAGGUUGUAGUCUCAGCCCUGCUCUACUGUGAUCUUGGUCUCAGUUUUCCAUCCACAAAACAAGGGAUGUGAUGGAUGUUGUUGGCUGCAUCCCCAGUGUUCAUUCCCCCAUUUCCUUUCCCAGCAGCCCCUGAUUUCUGUCUGAGGAUUUCAUGAUCGGGCUGCACUGACUCUGUCAUCACUUCCAGGGGUGCAUGCAUGACCUAAACUAAGUCAACAGCACAUUCCAGCUCCCUGGCUACAGUGAUUGGUUCAGUAUGGCCAUGUGAGCUAAGGCAAUGCAGACAGAGGGAAUUUCAAGACUUUUUCUGGGAGUGUUGAAUAGAGAAUCUUUUUAUCCACCCUGCUGGAUGUGAAAGAGAAAGUAGGUAAACUUGGAUCUUGAUGGUGAUCAUCUUGGGCCCAUGAAAAAGAAUCACUUUUGCCCUGACAGGUUUGGGUCAGUUGGUUGGGCAUCAUCCCACAAAACAAAAGGUUGCCAGUUCAAUUCCUAGUCAGGGAACAUGCCUGGGCUGAGGGUUCAUUCCCCAGUUGGAGGGCAUCUAAGAAGCAACCAAUCAAUAUUUCUCUCUCGUGUUAAUGUUUCUCUCCCUCUCUUUCUCCCUUCCUUCCCCUCUCUCUAAAAAUAAAUAAAUAAAAUAUUUUAAUAAAAGAAAAGAA